Puma concolor (puma) is the source of this 3909-nucleotide messenger RNA. RefSeq names its product astrotactin 1 (gene ASTN1). Gene Ontology annotation, biological process: neuron cell-cell adhesion; neuron migration. Gene Ontology annotation, cellular component: membrane; endosome. The record is from RefSeq and is a predicted model, not a curated record. Gene Ontology annotation, molecular function: protein binding. NCBI's taxonomy places the organism in Eukaryota, Metazoa, Chordata, Mammalia, Carnivora, Felidae.
AUGGCUUUAGCCGGGCUCUGCGCCCUGCUCGCCUGCUGCUGGGGGCCGGCGGCGGUGCUGGCCACGGCCGCCGGCGACGUGGACCCAUCCAAGGAGCUGGAGUGCAAGCUCAAGAGCAUCACGGUGUCGGCGCUGCCCUUCCUGCGCGAGAACGACCUGAGCAUCAUGCACAGCCCCUCGGCCUCCGAGCCCAAGCUCCUCUUCUCGGUGCGCAACGACUUCCCGGGAGAAAUGGUCGUGGUGGACGACCUGGAAAACACGGAGCUGCCCUACUUCGUGCUGGAGAUCUCGGGAAACACAGAGGACAUCCCUCUGGUGCGCUGGAGGCAGCAGUGGCUGGAGAAUGGCACUCUGCUCUUUCACAUUCAUCACCAAGAUGGUGCUCCCAGCCUCCCUGGACAAGACCCAACUGAAGAACCCCAGCAUGAGUCAGCAGAAGAGGAAUUGAGGAUCCUGCACAUCUCAGUCAUGGGUGGCAUGAUCGCUCUCCUGCUGUCCAUCUUGUGCCUGGUGAUGAUCCUGUACACUCGUCGACGCUGGUGUAAACGCCGCCGGGUGCCCCAGCCCCAGAAGAGUGCCAGCGCUGAGGCAGCCAACGAGAUUCACUACAUUCCCUCCGUGCUGAUCGGCGGGCAUGGGCGGGAGAGCCUGCGCAAUGCCCGCGUGCAGGGCCACAACUCCAGCGGCACCCUGAGCAUCCGGGAGACACCCAUCCUGGACGGUUAUGAGUACGACAUCACGGACUUGCGCCACCACCUGCAGAGGGAGUGCAUGAACGGAGGGGAGGACUUUGCCAGCCAGGUCACCCGCACCCUGGACUCCCUGCAGGGCUGCAACGAGAAGGCGGGGAUGGACCUCACACCAGGAAGCGACAAUGCCAAGCUGUCGCUGAUGAAUAAGUACAAAGAUAACAUCAUCGCCACCAGCCCCGUGGAUUCCAAUCACCAGCAGGCCACCCUGCUCUCGCACACCUCCAGUAGCCAGAGAAAGCGGAUCAACAACAAGGCAAGAGCUGGUUCCGCCUUCCUGAACCCUGAAGGAGACUCUGGCACAGAGACAGAAAACGACCCCCAGCUGACUUUCUACACCGACCCCUCCAGGAGCCGGAGGCGCAGCAGAGUGGGCUCCCCCCGAAGUCCUGUGAAUAAGACCACCUUGACGCUGAUCAGCAUCACCAGCUGUGUAAUCGGUCUCGUGUGCUCGUCCCACGUCAGCUGCCCCCUCGUUGUCAAAAUCACCCUGCACGUCCCCGAGCACCUGAUCGCCGAUGGGAGCCGCUUCAUCUUGCUGGAGGGGAGCCAGCUGGAUGCCAGUGACUGGCUGAACCCAGCCCAAGUGGUGCUCUUCUCUCAGCAGAACUCCAGUGGGCCCUGGGCCAUGGACCUCUGUGCCCGGCGGCUCCUGGACCCCUGUGAACACCAGUGCGACCCCGAAACUGGUAGGCGGGAGCACCGGGCAGCGGGGGAAUGCCUUUGCUACGAAGGUUACAUGAAGGAUCCAGUACACAAGCAUCUUUGCAUUCGGAAUGAAUGGGGCACAAACCAGGGGCCUUGGCCUUACACAAUAUUUCAGCGGGGCUUUGACCUGGUUUUGGGAGAACAGCCUUCUGAUAAAAUAUUCAGAUUCACCUACACCCUUGGGGAGGGCAUGUGGUUGCCCCUCAGCAAGAGUUUUGUGAUCCCACCGGCUGAACUGGCCAUCAACCCUUCGGCAAAGUGUAAGACGGACAUGACAGUGAUGGAGGACGCUGUGGAGGUCAGAGAGGAGCUGAUGACCUCGUCCUCCUUUGACAGCCUGGAGGUUCUCUUAGAUUCCUUUGGGCCAGUGCGCGACUGCAGCAAGGAUAACGGGGGCUGCAGCAAGAACUUCCGCUGCAUCUCAGACCGCAAGCUGGACUCCACUGGUUGUGUGUGCCCGUCCGGACUGAGCCCCAUGAAGGACAGCUCUGGCUGCUACGACCGCCACAUUGGGGUGGACUGCUCAGAUGGCUUCAAUGGCGGCUGUGAGCAGCUGUGUCUCCAGCAGAUGGCGCCCUUCCCGGAUGACCCCACCUUGUACAACAUCCUCAUGUUCUGUGGGUGCAUCGAGGAUUACAAGCUUGGUGUGGAUGGACGCUCUUGCCAGCUCAUCGCGGAGACCUGCCCAGAGGGCGGUGACUGUGGGGAAAGCAGGGAGCUUCCCAUGAACCAGACCCUCUUUGGGGAAAUGUUCUUUGGUUACAACAACCAUUCCAAGGAAGUCGCUGCUGGGCAAGUGCUGAAAGGAACAUUCAGGCAAAACAACUUUGCUCGGGGUUUAGACCAGCAACUGCCAGAUGGUCUUGUGGUGGCCACUGUUCCCCUGGAGAAUCAGUGCCUGGAGGAAAUCUCGGAGCCCACCCCUGACCCCGACUUCCUGACUGGGAUGGUGAACUUCAGUGAGGUGUCUGGAUACCCUGUGCUGCAGCACUGGAAGGUCCGGUCUGUGAUGUACCACAUCAAACUCAACCAAGUGGCCGUCUCUCAGGCCCUCAGCAAUGCGCUCCACUCCCUGGAUGGAGCUACGUCUCGUGGGGAUUUUGUGGCCCUGUUGGACCAGUUUGGCAACCACUACAUCCAGGAAGCUAUCUACGGCUUUGAGGAGUCCUGUUCCAUCUGGUACCCAAACAAGCAGGUGCAGCGGCGACUCUGGCUGGAAUAUGAAGACAUCAGCAAAGGCAACUCUCCAUCCGAUGAGUCGGAGGAGCGGGAAAGAGACCCCAAGGUGCUGACGUUCCCAGAAUACAUCGCCAGCCUGUCAGAGUCUGGCACCAAGCGCAUGGCAGCUGGGGUCCGCAUGGAGUGUCAGAGCAAGGGCCGAUGCCCCUCAUCCUGCCCCCUGUGUCAUGUGACAUCCAGCCCUGACACUCCUGCUGAGCCAGUUCUGCUGGAGGUGACCAGAGCAGCCCCCAUCUAUGAACUGGUGACCAACAACCAGACCCAGAGGCUCUUGCAGGAGGCCACCAUGAGCUCCCUGUGGUGCUCAGGGGCUGGAGACGUCAUCGAGGACUGGUGUCGAUGUGACUCCACCGCUUUUGGAGCUGAUGGACUCCCCACCUGUGCGCCUCUCCCACAGCCCGUGCUGAGACUCUCCACGGUUCAUGAGCCCAGCAGCACCCUUGUGGUCCUAGAGUGGGAACACUCAGAGCCUCCGAUCGGGGUGCAGAUUGUAGAUUACCUCAUCCGUCAAGAAAAGGUCACUGACAGGAUGGACCACUCCAAAGUGGAGACAGAAACGGUGCUGAGCUUUGUGGACGACAUCAUCUCUGGAGCCAAGUCUCCUUGUGCCAUGCCCUCUCAGGUGCCAGACAAGCAGCUUACCACCAUCUCUCUGAUCAUUCGGUGCCUGGAACCGGACACCAUCUACAUGUUCACCCUGUGGGGCGUGGACAACACCGGACGGCGUUCCAGGCCCAGCGACGUGAUCGUAAAGACCCCUUGCCCCGUGGUGGAUGAUGUCAAAGCCCAAGAGAUAGCAGAUAAGAUCUACAAUCUCUUCAAUGGCUACACCAGUGGGAAGGAGCAACAGACGGCCUAUAACACCCUCCUGGAUCUGGGUUCUCCAACCCUACACCGAGUCCUCUACCACUACAACCAGCACUAUGAGAGUUUUGGAGAAUUCACCUGGCGGUGUGAGGAUGAACUGGGCCCCAGGAAAGCUGGCCUCAUCCUUUCCCAGCUAGGCGAUCUCAGCAGUUGGUGCAAUGGCCUCCUUCAGGAACCCAAGAUAAGCUUGCGACGUGGCUCCCUGAAGUACCUGGGCUGCCGCUACAGUGAGAUCAAGCCCUACGGACUUGACUGGUCAGAGCUCAGCCGGGACCUCAGGAAGACGUGCGAGGAGCAGACCCUGAGCGUCCCUUACAACGACUAUGGGGACAGCAAGGACAUCUAG